AUGGAGUCUAUCUUAUAUGUAGGUGAAUUGGAGAUGAAAGUAGAGCAAAAAGGAUACUUAAACAUUGAAAGCGUGCUCAAGAACAGUGAAAAGGAGAAAGCUGGCGAAGCCAGGCCUAUAGCAGGCUUUAUACCUGGCGACGCCAGGCCUUUAGCUUGCGUUGGAGCUGGCGACGCCAGGCCUAGGGCGAGCUCAACGUGGCAUGAAACGGAGAAAGAUGGCGAAGCCAGGCCUAUAGCAGGCUUUAUACCUGGCGAAGCCAGGCCUAUAGCAGGAUUUAUACCUAGCGGCGCCAGGCCUUUAGCUCGCGUUGGAGCUGGCGACGCCAGGCCUGGGGCGAGCUCAAGCUGGCGCGUGCUCGAGAACAAUGAAACGGAGAAAGUUGGCGAAGCCAGGCCUAUAGCAGGCUUUAUACUUGGUGAAGCUAGGCCUAUUGCAGGCUUUAUACAUGGCGAUGCCAGGCCUUCAGCUCGCGUUGGAGCUAGCAACGCCAGGCCUGGGGCGAGCUCAAGCUGGCGUUAA
Molecule: messenger RNA, 522 nt
Organism: Nicotiana attenuata
Lineage: Eukaryota; Viridiplantae; Streptophyta; Magnoliopsida; Solanales; Solanaceae
Exons: 3
Coding region: 1-522 (173 amino acids)
Source: RefSeq, a predicted model, not a curated record